Molecule: messenger RNA, 1111 nt
Organism: Cucurbitaria berberidis CBS 394.84
Lineage: Eukaryota; Fungi; Ascomycota; Dothideomycetes; Pleosporales; Cucurbitariaceae
Exons: 1
Coding region: 1-942 (313 amino acids)
Source: RefSeq, a predicted model, not a curated record
AUGGCCAAGUCGAAGAUAAGAAUAUCCGGGCCUAUGAAUGCCAUUCAUGUCGGUGGUGUCAACGUUACAGGCAGCAACGGUUCAAACCUAGAUAGCUACUUCACCAGCACCGCACUGGAACCAGACGAGCUGCCAUCACAUACAUUCGUCGCCACUGGCAUGACAGAAGUACCGCGAAGAUCAGACACUAUCGCCAGUGUCAUACGGCGACCGAGCGGGUCACUGAAAAGAGGCCUUUCAAGACUAAGAACAAAAUCGAUCUCGCACCUACCAGAUUCACAUCAUAAACACGAGAUUGAGCAUAAAGCCGACAACUCAGUCACCCGAUCCGAUAGCGCAAAAGCUUCGCGGCCACUAAGAAUGCAAUCGAGUAUGUCGCGUUUGCGACAAAAGGUUGGACUGGACCGAGAACUCUACGAAACUCCUGUCCCCAAAGCGAUCACUCCAGAGCCAGAAGUCGCGCCUGAGCCGGUACCCAAAGACUACCCACCACUAAGAGUUAGGAGGUCAUUAGCCCGACUGACCACAGCAUCGUCCAUCUACCCAACCGACACUGAGCCCGAGCUUGCCAGGACGAGCCCCAUUAUCCAGCAACUACAACCGUCCGCGAUUCAGCGGCAAGCAUCAUCCACUCAACAGCAUCCGCCCACCAUCCAGCGACGCCCCUCGCCACCCACGCAAAGACAGUUGUCGAACACACAAAAUCGAAGACAACCGCCCGUACGCCCAAAGCGUGCUGACUCCGGGACUGCGAUUGACUUUGACAAUGUUCCUGUGGAUAAGCGACCUCUCGGCUUCAAGGAAAUCCUAGCAGUGCAUAGUUUGGCGGACCGAAUGGCGCUCUACAAGAAGACGCGAGAGUACUGGGCAACUGCAGAUCAUGGUCUAACAGAGUGGACUGGACGUGCUGGUGCACCGCGGUUGAUCGCUGCACGGGUGUAGGGCGAUGUGAGAGUGCUCUCAACAUGAUUCUCGUAUUUCUUUCGUAUUUCUCACUUUUUUAGUCAUGAUUUCGAGCACGAUACCCAUUAUUGCGAGCUUUCUUUUUUUUUGCGGUUUUUGGUUAUUGGUGCUGGUGCUGGUCGCCACCCAUUCCUUUCUCCCGCCCAGU